Messenger RNA from Phlebotomus papatasi, 1874 nucleotides. RefSeq names its product apical junction component 1 homolog. The coding region runs from base 1 to 1311 and encodes 436 amino acids. Gene Ontology annotation, biological process: cell-cell junction organization. Lineage: Eukaryota; Metazoa; Arthropoda; Insecta; Diptera; Psychodidae. The transcript is spliced from 3 exons. The record is from RefSeq and is a predicted model, not a curated record. Gene Ontology annotation, cellular component: apical junction complex; plasma membrane.
AUGUUGGCUCUACCCAUGGAACUGGAGCGUCCUUCGCCAGGUUCAGCGACCCUCGAGGAUGUCCUGGCAUCGCUGCUCGGAUUACCCACUGAGCCCAGCAACAGGUCCUCAUCAGGUAUGAGCCUAGAUCCUAAUAGCAAUGUGAGAGAUUUUCGGGUUACAGAUAGUAAUAAAAAGGAGGAUGCCAAUUCCCUGACAGUGGAAUCCGUCCCGCUGCGCCGCCACAGCGAAGGUGACGCCCAGAAGCGCUGCGCCACGGACAAGAGUCAGACAUCGCGACGCGUGAGUCUGGACUCGUCGGAUGCGAGCGCCGGCACCGCCAAGGGCACGGAAAUGCUCAAGUGUCGGUACCACAAGUGUGAGUCCACUGCCACCGUGGCGGACGCGAAAAGGUACUACAAGAGCUGCCACAAUUGCUCGCAUCUGUACUGCUCCCGGGAGUGCCGGAGGGCUCACUGGGAGCGCCACAGGAAAGCUUGCCUCCACUUGCGGGUGUCGACACUGUGCCGGCAGGUGCUGUCGGCCUGCAAGGAUGAGCCGGACACAUUGCGAAAUCUCAGUCUGCUGGCGAAGCGUGGCUAUCUGUCGCAGGGGCGCGGCGUGGUACGGAUUCUCUUUCGGAGUCCCGAGGCGGCCGAGAUGUUCAUCAAGCAGGGCUUCCAGAGCCUCGGUGAGACUACCUAUGUACGCUGGCCCGAUCUCAUGCCAGCCGAAAUGGGACCAGAGCUAUACUCUGAGCUGCUGCGCCUCAGUACAGAGUACAAGCCCGAGACCAAGAUGCUCAUCUACGUGGCCAUUUGUGUGGUAUCUGAAGCCCCUGGACCAGCUGCAACAGCUGCACCGGUCAAGUGGGAGCGACAGUUGGUGUCGCGCUGUGCCAAGCUCAAGAUCUGCAAGACUGUCCUCAGUGAUCUGGCCAACCUCAAACCGGCAACUCAUAAGCCCGAAGAGGACAUGGAUAUCCUCAUUCUCACUUUUGGGGGCGUUCGGAGGACACAGGGGCAGAACCGUGAGGUGAUUCUGCACAAUGUCCAGGGCAUUCUCAAGCAGAGAGGUGUGAAUCUGCGCAAAAACUACCCCGAUGUCUUCCAGAGGCUCAGUACUUUUGUGGAUGGGACGGCAGAGCGUUUUUUGCCCGUUACCCUGCAUCCGAAGGACUCCAGCACCGGACGCACCUUUGUAUGCAUCAUCAUGCCGCACAGUGGAGAUCCGGAUCAGCUCAAAAUGCCAAAUUCAGACGUCGGCAACCACGUUCAAGUCGUCAAUGUCAGUCUGGAGCACCUGGAUCAGCUCUCAGCGACAGCCAAGUGAAUCAUUCACAUUCCCGCUCUAAGCCCUUUAGGCUCCUUAUUCUCGAAUAUGCAGAAAAAUGGGCACUCAAUGGGUCAAGUGGUAGAGCGCUCGCUCUAUGAUGCAAGUGUCCCGGGUUCGAAUCCCCUUUAGGUCACCAGGAAUUUUUCUGACGUUAAAGGUAUUCGGAUUGCAUCCAGUGAGCUUCACUGCAUUUGAUUCCACGAGCAUGGGACUCACAACAUCAUCCCGUACAAGAAAAAAUAAUAAUGCAUGUCUAGAAAUCCCCUUGCGGGAAGGCCUUGUUCCUUCAUGAAAUGUUGUGCCAGCAUUAUUAUUAUUAUUAUGCAGAAAAAUAACAUCUCGAGAGUAUUCCUGAAUUUCUUUUUCAAUUAUAAAAUCAGUCAAUAGUUUGUUAGCAUAAUUUCGCCAUAUUGAAAAUAAACGUUUUCUAUUAAACUGGUGAAUUAAAUUGAAAUAAUUUCAUUUAAAUUUAUCGGCAGCAUUGGUAGCUUUGGUAUAAUUAAUUGAGUGAUCAAUUUGAAUACCAUUAAAAAACAACAAUACAUACAAUUCAUCAAAAA